Olea europaea var. sylvestris is the source of this 1707-nucleotide messenger RNA. Its product is annotated as LRR receptor-like serine/threonine-protein kinase GSO1. The transcript has a single exon. Gene Ontology annotation, molecular function: protein binding. NCBI's taxonomy places the organism in Eukaryota, Viridiplantae, Streptophyta, Magnoliopsida, Lamiales, Oleaceae. The record is from RefSeq and is a predicted model, not a curated record. The coding region runs from base 1 to 1707 and encodes 568 amino acids.
AUGAAAGAUGGCAUCGGCUGCAUAGAAGAGGAGAAAGAAGCUCUUCUCAAGUUCAAAGAUGAGCUCAUUGAUGAAGAUGGCCAACUCUCUUCUUGGGGAAAUGAAAAAUAUAAAAGGGAUUGCUGCAAAUGGAGUGAUGUUAGUUGUGAUAAUCAAACUAAUCAUAUUGUUGAGUUGGAUCUUUAUGAUAUGCAUCUAAGAGGUAACAUUAGCGUCUCGUUGCUUGAAAUACAACAUUUGAAAUAUCUGGACCUCACUUACAAUGAUUUCCAUUAUAGCAGAAUCCCACAUUUCAUUGGUUCCCUAGGUAGAUUACAGCAUCUUUAUAUCAUGAAUUCUAAUUUUAGUGGAGAAAUUCCAUGUCAUCUUGGCAACCUUUCAGAAUUGAAUUCUCUUUAUCUUGGCUCAUCUGAAGAUGGUUCGCUAACUAGCACAAAUCUUGAUUGGCUUUCUCGACUUCAUUCAUUAAGUAACCUGUACAUGAGAUCCGUUAACCUCACAAUGGCAACCAAUUGGUUACAAACAAUAACUAAGCUUACUAAGCUUCAAUCUUUAUCCUUAUAUUCAUGUAACUUGCCAAUGGUACUUCCUCCCUCACCUUUCAAUGCUUCUAAUUCUCUUUCUGACUUUACACUCUCGAGAAAUGAGUUCUCUUCUUCUUGGAUAUUUCCUUCGGUGUUUAACUUAAGCAGUAGCCUUAAUUUCCUUGACCUCAGUUUCAACAAAUUACGAGGUGAGAUUCCAGUAUCCUUGAUGAAUACGAGUAGUUUAGAAAUUUUACGUUUAUUUGGUAACGAACUCACGGGGGAUUUGUCUUGUCCUACAUUAUCUUCCUCUUUGACGACCUUAGAUCUUUUUGAUAAUAUGUUUAAUGGUACCAUUCCCCAAUGCAUAGGAAGUCUUUCUAAACUCAAAUAUUUGCAUCUUGGUUCAAACAACUUUGAAGACAUAAUCACUGAAUCGCAUUUCUCUAAUCUUUCCCAAUUAGAUGAUCUAGACUUGUCUUCCAACCCAAGUAUCUCAUUCAAUAUCAGUUUAGGAUGGACUCCUCCUUUUCAACUGACGUCAUUAGGAUUAUCUGGUUGCAAAGUGGGUCCACAUUUCCCCACAUGGCUUAGAACACAAAGGAGAUUACAUUAUAUUUAUAUCUCUAAUGCUGAAAUUUCAAACACCUUCCCUGAUUGGUUUUGGGAGCUAAGUCCAAAGUUAUCAUAUUUAAAUGUAUCACACAACAAUUAUCAAGGUGCCCUUCCCGAUUUGUUGUCAAAUUUCACUACUACUGCUUUCAUAGAUUUGAGCUUUAAUCGUUUUAAUGGUUCAUUACCAAUUUUGCCUUAUAAUGGAUCUGUAAUGGAUUUGUCGAAUAAUGAACUUUCUGGGUCAAUUACCAAUUUCUGCAAUGAAACUAGUCCCCGUUGGCAUUUUCUUGACCUCUCUAAUAACUUACUAUCUGGACAACUUUUGGAUUGUUUUGAAAACCUACCGUAUUUGAGUUAUCUUAAUCUGGCUCAUAAUAAUUUCUCUGGAAAAAUCCCUUCACUAAAUGUCACUUCAUCAUUGCACUUAAAAAACAACAGUUUCACUGGAGAAAUUCCAACAUCGUUGAGGAAUUGUACUUUCUUGACUUUUAUUGAUCUUUCUCAAAAUAAGUUGACUGAUAAUAUACCUAUAUGGGUGGGAGAUACUUGGACUUAUUGGUCUUUCUGA